AUGUGGAAAGCUUUGGUUCUAACGGACCGUAAUCGACGCGGAUGGCAAAUUGAACAGUCUUACGAGUUUGAUGUGUCUUGUCCAUUAAUUUUUGAAAUUGCGCGAGUCAAUUUAAUAAUAUUUCGAGAAGAGGCACGGUCAUCAGUCGCAGCGCGCUUCUUGAAUCCUAGCUUUGUGUUGCAUUGGGCGGCGAAUGGGACUCCACACGAAUAA
This is a messenger RNA of Plasmopara halstedii, 213 nucleotides long. RefSeq lists its product as uncharacterized. The record is from RefSeq and is a predicted model, not a curated record. Bases 1 to 213 code for a protein of 70 amino acids. The transcript has 4 exons. NCBI's taxonomy places the organism in Eukaryota, Oomycota, Peronosporomycetes, Peronosporales, Peronosporaceae.